Messenger RNA from Syngnathus acus (greater pipefish), 6872 nucleotides. It is a transcript of the gene med1, whose product is annotated as mediator complex subunit 1. The transcript has 16 exons. Bases 1164 to 6647 code for a protein of 1827 amino acids. Gene Ontology annotation, molecular function: nuclear vitamin D receptor binding; transcription coregulator activity; nuclear retinoic acid receptor binding. NCBI's taxonomy places the organism in Eukaryota, Metazoa, Chordata, Actinopteri, Syngnathiformes, Syngnathidae. The record is from RefSeq and is a predicted model, not a curated record. Gene Ontology annotation, biological process: regulation of transcription by RNA polymerase II; cellular response to thyroid hormone stimulus. Gene Ontology annotation, cellular component: mediator complex.
UUGUAAGGUUAUGGCUUUGAUUUUGUGUUUGCUUCGGUUAGAGUUUCACAAUUGGGUUACGGUUUGGAAUCCAGAUUUUAAGACAGAGUCAGGUUUUCAAAUGAUGGUUUCAAGACAGACAUCUCUAGCUGCGGGAAUGGCAUCCAGAAACGAACUUGGAUGUGGACCAGCGUCGGCAGUUGAACUUGGCUAAGUCCCGGUGGCGCUGUUGCACCCGGCGGAUUAGGCCGGGCUGGUGCCAGUCUCCGUCCCCGCGCCACCCCUUGGCAGCGAGAGGAACCCAAAGGGGGCCCAGGCGCGUGGCCGCCAUCCCCCCGGUUGGCAGGCUAAGGUGAACUAGCUUCUGAUUGAUGGGCACACCUUCAUUCAGCCCAGCGUAGGCCCCGCAUUGCCCCUUUGUUGGCACCGGUGCCCAUCGCGGCGUCUCGCACGUGCCAACUGCAGCUCUGCUGGGGCACAUCAAUUACAAAAGAGAACCUCCGCCCCUCCUUUCCUCCCUGGUGGCUGUGGACUGCAAGCGUGUGGGUCCUCAAUAGGCCAAGCUGUGUGAAGAAGGCUUUUCUGAAUGCCCGUUGCCUCGCAGGUCAAGUUAGGCUUACAAAUUAGGAUUUCAAGACUGGGGUGGGGUCUUAAGCAUUAGGGCUUUAAAUUUGGGUUUCAUGCCACAGCUUUGAGUUGCAAAUAAUUUUAAGGCAGGGUUGUGACUUUAAGCAGGCUUGAAAAUUUGGCUUUCAGGCCUGGGUUUAAGGGUUUAGGCUCUCAAGCAAGUGGUAGGGUUUCAAAUUAUGCUUCAAGACGGGGUUAGGGUUUCAAGCCAGGGUUGGUUUCAAAUGAGUGUCCCGAGACAGGGCUUAUGGGUGGUACGGUGCAGCGUCUGACAGACAGGUCCUAAUGGUUGGUGGCAAAAGCGUCCCCGGAGAGUCGUGAGCGAACGCGUUGGCUGGCGUAGGCUCAGCUGCUCGACUGGGCUCAGGUGCACCCUUCCCAUGUCGUCUCAUCCACUUGCUUAAUUACCUCCCUGGCACCAGAAAAAAAGUACACAUUGUUAAAAGACGGCACUCAUCACCACGGGUCGAUUAACGAGACGCUUCAGGGGUCACGCUGGAGGGAACAAAACGGGGGUGGCCCGUUUGCAGCAGUCGGGUGCCAUCUAGUGGGAGACCAUGUCACUGUUAAUAGUGAGCGCUUUUUGUUUUGAGUAUUACGGUAUCUACGGAAGCCGUCACGGGUCGCUAGGGAGGAAGCGCGAAGCGGACACAAUGGCGGCGGUGCCUGGUGUUGUCAUGCAGCGCAGUCCUGCCACAGAAAAUUCAGUCCCGGUUCCGCCGGCGGCGGGUCAGCUUCACGGAGAACGAGUGAAAACGGAAGAAGUGACGGAAUCGGAGAAGCAGAGUCGCAUGGCUGCCUUGCUGGAGAGGCUUCACGCCAAGCACAACGCGUCCCGCCCGUGGCAGGAGACCAGCAAGGUUGUGCGUCAGGCCAUGGAAAAACGCGGGAUGAUGAACGCUGCCGGUCACCAGCUGCUGCUCACCUGUUUGGAAACCCUGCAGAGGGCGCUCAAAGUCUCAUCUUUACCUUCUAUGACAGAUCGUCUUGAGUCCAUAGCGAGACAAAACCUGCUGGGCUCCCACCUUAGCCCGUCCGGAACCGAGUGCUACAUCACUUCGGAUAUGUUUUACGUGGAGGUGCAACUGGACGGCGCUGGCCAACUUGUGGAUGUCAAAGUUGCCCAUCAAGGAGAGAACCCCACGAGCUGCCCCGAGUUGAUUCAACAUCUAAGAGACAAGAACUUUGAGGAGUUUUCCAAGCAUCUCAAGGGACUGGUCGACCUGUAUAAGCUUCCCGGAGACAAUAAACUGAAAACCAAGAUGUACAUCGCCUUGCAGUCUCUGGAGCUGGAUCUCACCAAGAUGAUGCACAUGUUUCGGUUGGCAACCAACGCCAACGCCGUGGAGACGAUCCUCCACGGCAGCGUGGGCCUGCUGACAGCCAGGAGCGGCGGUCAUCUUGUCACCCUCCAGUGCUACGUGUCGCCUUAUGACAUAUUCGAGGAGGGAACGGGCGUGCACGUCAACCUGGCGGACGCCAACGUGCCACGCUCACUGGGCGUUAGCGUUUCCGUCAGCAUCGAGGGAACGGCCAACACCUACAAGCUCCCCAUUGCGCCGCUCAUCACUGGAUCGCACCCGGUGGACAACAAGGGAACACCUUCCUUUUCCACUGUGACCAACUCCAACUGCGUGGACCUGCCCGCUUGUUUUUUCCUCAAGAUGAAUCAACCCAUGCCAUUCUCACAGUCCUUUAUUCACAGACUGGGCAAUGUUACAGCAAUUCCUGUGUUUGAAAGCACCCCACGCAUGUCUGCACUCUACCAGCUGAUCGUCCAGAGCCAACUUCAGUCCCCGGAGGAUGGGGGCGCCACUCUGCCGCCAUCCCACAACAUGCACUUCUACUCAGUGCUGCCAGACCAGCAGCACUGCUACUUUCUAAACUUCGACGCCCCGGUGCAGGAUGGUCAUUGCCUACAAGGUGCCCUGGUGAGCAAGAUCCCCUUUCGUCACCCGGCUCAGGUGCCCCUCCUGUUGGACAUCAUUCGGCAUCAGGCGGCCUACAACACUUUGAUUGGCAGCUGUGUGAAGCGGACAUCCAUCAAAGAAGACAGCGUCGGCCUGCUGCAGUUUGAGGUUUGCCCCCUGACAGACUCGAGCUUCAGCGUCUCUUUCCAGCAUCCCGUCAAUGAAUCGUUAGUCUGCGUUGUGAUGGAUGUGAUCGACUCCAGACAGGUGUCCUGCAAGCUUUAUAAAGGGCUGUCUGACGCGCUCAUCUGCACCGAUGAUUUCAUUACCAAAGUGGUCCAGAGGUGUAUGUCCAUCCCUGUGACAAUGCGGGCCAUCCGGAGGAAAGCGGAGACCAUCCAGGCAGACACUCCAGCCCUGUCUUUGAUUGCGCAGACGGUGGAGACCAUGGUGAAAAAUAACCCGCCGCCAUCCGGCAGUCCCAGCUACAACAUGCCAGGCGGAGAUGGCACGAACCCUAUGGGGCUCCUGGGACUCACCGGCGGCAGCACACCCACCGGAGGUGGACCGCCCGGCGGCCCUAAUUUUACCGGGCCCAUCACCUCUUUGUUCGGGAUGUCUUGCGGCGAAAGACAAGGAACUGAGUGCCAAGCUCAAGUUGGGCAACAACAGCAGGCGCAGCAACAGCAGCAACAACAACAGCAGCUGCAGCAGCAGGGUCAAAGCCAUACAGAUGACUACAGCAAAGUGACGCAGAAUCCAAUCCUGACCAGUCUUCUGCAGAUAACGGGAAGCGUGGGUUCCAGUCCCAGCUCGCAGAACGCGCCGCCGCCUCACCAGACUCCUCCGCCUCCGACGUCGUCGCCUGCUAGCAACACCAAGAAUCAUCCCAUGCUCAUGAACUUGUUGAAAGACAACCCUUCGCAAGACUUUGCCGCCCUGUACGGUUCCAGUCCACUCGAGAGACAAAAUUCAUCCUCUGGGUCACCUCGUACCGACAGCAUGGGGGCCGCUUGUCCCGGAGGAGGCGUGAAAGGCAAGAAGAAGCGCCCGCGAGUGCCAGAGAAGGGGGGCUUGUUGCCAGGGACUCCCGGUGCAGGGGGAACGGCCGCAGGUGCUUUGGGCAUGAAAUCUCAACAGCCGUCGUCCAUGUCGCACCAUCAGCACCACGCGGUCACGCACGAGGACGAUUUCCAUCGCGAGCUUCUGUCGAUGGAUGUCGACGCUUCUCAAAACUCCAUCUUUGACGUCAAUCUGCCGGGGGACGGCCUGGACACGCCCCACAGCAUCACUCCGGCUCCGAGCCAAUGCGGAACCCCGCCCUCCGGCCCCAGCAUGCCUUAUCCGCCAUCUCAUAUCCAGGCUCAGCCACCGCCAGGCGCGGCGCCUCCCCGCAUGGUGCGUCUCUCCAGCUCCGACAGCAUCGGACCGGAUAUCACGGAAAUUCUGUCAGAUUUGCCUGAGCAAACUGGUAAAGCCGGCAGUGGAGGCCAGCAUCCGAUAGGUGGCGGCGCUGACGAAGCGGGCCCGCUGGGGACCCCCAUUCGCGACUCCUCCAGUUCAGGACAAGGCAGCGCCGUGUUUGACUCGGCAGACAUUUUCAACGCCAACAGCAACGAGAACCCUUUCACGGACGCUGCCGAGCUGAUCGCCGAGGCCGCGGCCACACCCACCAGCGAUUCGUCCUCCAAUAACUUCUUCCCGGAUGCGGCCGACUUCAACCCCGACCUGCUGAAUUCCGGUCACGGCAUCUCCCAGAACUGCUUUGAAGACAGUUCUCCGAGCGCCGACGGAGACAUGGAUUUGGUGAAGGGUUUCGGCGGUAGCAGUCAGCAGAACACACCGUCGGGUACGCCCCAGAAUCCCACGCCGCACGGACAAAACACCCCGGAGCCCUCACUGAAAGACCCUUUUGAUAUGGGAAUGUUUUUCGGGGGCAACAGCGGCACCGGCAAACCACUUCUCGGUCAAGCGCCGGAUUUGGGAGACACUCAUUUCGGAGGCUCCCAGAGCCCCCUCAUGAUGGGCUUGGGGCCGGCAUGCGUCGAUUUCAAAAGCGCAGAAUCCAAAGUCAAGCAACAGAGCCUCAUGCGCCAAAAGGACGAGAAUGGUGGCGGCAGCGGAAGUAGCGGCUCCGGAAUGGGAAGCCUUUCCGCUGAAGGCAAACAGGUGAAACGUAGCAGGACUCCCUCCAGCGAGGGCAAAUCCAAAGAGAAGCAGCCCAAACGUAAAAAGCUGGACCCAGACGGGAAGUCGCCCUCCCACAGUUCAGGCGGACGGCCGUACACGCCACCCAGCGGCGGCUCUGGCUCCGGUGGCAGCUUGAGCGGAGGAGGCUCCAAGUCUCCGGGAAGUUCGGGAUGUUCACAGACGCCACCUGGCGGCGCCACGCCUCCCAUUCCCAAGAUUACCAUUCAGAUCCCGAAGGGGACGAUAACCGGUGGGAAAACCUCCUCCCAUAGCGGCUACACGUCCAGCAGCUCAGCCUUGAGCGGCACUGGCGGAACCGGGGCCACGGGCAACAGCAAAAGCCACCAUUCCCAUUCUUCAUCUGGGAAGAUCAAAUCCAAGGAAGGCUCCAUGGCGCAAGGCAACAGCUCCAAGUCAGGGAGCAGUGCCGGGAUCAGCGGGGGACCGUCCCAUUCUAAGGGUUCUUCUCAGGGAAUGGGGGUCGGUAAGCCGGGCUCGUCCCCAAUCGCCAAACACGGGCUCUCUGGUGCAGGAAGCGGUGCGAGUGGACUGGGGACCGGUAACAAGAUAAAAACUCAAGGCGGUAAGCCUCCUGGGUCGCUUAUGAAUCCCAACAUCAAGCCCAACAUCUCCCCUUCUCAUUCCCGCUCCACCAGCUCUGGUGAAAAGCUGUCUUCGCCCAUGAAAAUCCAGCAGUCCCAGGUGCCGGGAACUCCACCUUCCUCGAAGGCCAAAUCCCCAAUGGGCUCGGGAGCCGGCAGCUCCGGGGUUUCCAAGUCUUCCUCUGGGGGGAGCAGUAUGAGCUCCCAAAAGCCAAUGAGCGGGACGCCCUCAACUUCCACAUCCUCAUCCUCUAGCGCCUCCUCUUCUUCCACUUCCAUGAGCUUCUCUGGAGGCUCCCAGUCCCAGUAUAGUGCAGGGGGUGGUGGAAGUGGCGGGAGCAGCGGAGGCGGCGGCAGUGGGGGAGCAUGCCAGAACAACGCCAACAACCCAAACGCUAAAGGCAAGUCUCCUAGUCGAAACAAGAAACCAUCCCUCACGGCGGUCAUUGACAAACUGAAGAGCGUGGGCGGAGUGGGGGAAGACGGUUGUGAAGUCGGACCGCCCGCGGGCCCGCCUUGUCCCGGGGCCCCGAGCGGCAGCGUUGCUGGAAAUGUGCCCCCUCCAAACAUGCCUCCCAUCAAGCACUCCACAUCCUCCCAAAGUGGAGACUACAAGCGGGAGAGGCCUGAUAAAGAAGGGAAGGCUAAAGUGUCCGUUUCGAGCGGCCCCGGCGGGGAGAAAAAGUUGAUGGACCCCAAAACAGGAGCGGUGAGCGGGACCGGCCUGGCCAAGAUCAUCAUCAGCAAACCCGACGGAGGCUCGCCCAGCAUCAAGGCGAAAGUCACGUUGCAGAAAGGCGGCGGCGAAGGCCCCGGCGACUCCAUGCGGCCGCAGAUCAACAGCCUGAAAGCCUCGCCCCUGUUCAGCGGCUCCACGCCCAAGCACGACCGCUCAUCCCCGAGCCACAGCCGCUCGCCCGGCCACACGCCGCUCAACCACGACAGCGAGAGCGAGUCGGGCAGCAGCUCAGUGGCCGAGAAGUCCCAUCAGAACAGCCCAAGCUCUGACGACGACCAGACGCCGAGACCGCUCCCCGCCCAACAGGACUACAUGAGCGCUGUCCCGCUGGGCUCCGGCGAGAAGCACAAGAAACACAAAAAGGAGAAGAAAAAGCGGGAACGCGAAAGGGAACGGGACAAGGAGAAGAAGAAGUCAUCUAUGACAGGCGGCCCGUCGUCGCACCCCGUAAAGGCAGACGGCUGGUCCCGCUCGCCCAUCUCGGCCUCAGAGUCCUCUUUGUCCAUGCUCGCCUCUGAGCGGCCCUCGCGCUCCAGUCCCAUCUACAUGAGGAACGAAGAUGACGACCUCAUGGACUCGGCGCUCACUGGCAACCUUUAAUGUCACCAUUUGUAAAUAUUUCGUUUUUAUUUGAUGUUCUUUUUAAAGUGAAGCAAUGCUCACAGGUCACUAUUUGUGGAUAUGCAAGAUGUAGGUAUUUCGAAUUUGGGAUGUUUUCUUCCAAGGACCACAAACAGAAAAAUCGAAGAAUGUAAAUAUUUUUAUUUAAUUUUGUAAAAUAAAAAUACCAGAGUAAAAUAAAUGCACCCCAGAAAUACUGUUUGC